AUGCUCCAGCUCCAGCUCCAGCCCCCUCGCUUCCUGCCGCUCCCUCGCUCCCGCCUCCCCGGCCGCCGCCGCCGCCGCGCGCCCCCGCCUGCCCUCGCCGUCCGCUCCCAGUGGAAGCUCCCCGACGUCGACACCGAUGCGGUGCAGGAGCGGGUGCGUUCGUGGCUCUCCCGGGCGCGGGGCGCGGUGGUGGACGUCACGCAGGCGGCGCGGGAGCGGGGGAAGCGCAAGGAGGAGGCCGAUGGGAGGAAGAAGCAGCGGAAGGAGGAGGCGGAGGAGGAGCCGCUCGUCGCGGUGCCGGAGAUCACCCUGGAGCGGCGGGUCGGCCGCGGCUGGCUCUCCGUGGACGCCAUUGUCGCCAUCGAGCAGUUUGCUAGGUUGAAUGGGUUGACUGGGAGGCAGGUGCAGAGGAUCUUCAAAGCGCUUGCUCAUGAACAUGUCCACAAUGAUGCUCGAAGUCUAGUUGAAUAUUGCUGCUUCCGGUACUUGUCAAGAGAUAACUCGGAUUUUCAUCCAAGUCUGAGGGAGCUUGCAUUUCAAAGGCUUAUCUUUGUGACUAUGCUUGCAUGGAAUGAUCCAUACGAUGAAGACAAUGAUCCACACUCUUCAUUAGAUAACUACUCUAUACUGGGAAGACUUGUUGAAGAAGAUGCCUUUGUCCGAAUUGCUCCUGCUGUGGCAGGUGUUGCUGAUGCUUCAACAGCUCAUCAUCUCUUUAGGGCCCUUGUUGGCGCUGAAAAGGGACUGUCAUUGGAUCUUUGGACAACAUACCUUGGUGAACUUUUGAAGGUUCAUCAUGGGAGGCAAACACAUAAGAUUGGAGAUAAUUUUCUGUCUGAUGAGCAAGUUCUGUGCAUAGGCUCUAGUAGAAAGAGGCCUGUUCUAAAAUGGGAGCAGAAUACUGCAUGGCCCGGACACUUAACCUUGACCAACAAGGCACUCUAUUUUGAGGCCAUUGGACUGGCAGGUAUGAAGAAACCAUUGAGGCUUGACCUUACAGAUCAUAAUUCAAAGAUUGAAAAAGCAAAGGUUGGACCAUUUGGGUCCAGGUUAUUUGACUCUGCUGUAUCUGUUUCAUCUGGUUCAGUGUCAAAUGAGUGGACAUUAGAGUUUGUUGAUUUUGGUGGAGAGAUGAGACGAGAUGUAUGGCUUGCAUUCAUCAAUGAAAUUAUUUCUGUUUAUAAGUUCAUUCGUGAAUAUGGACCAAGCGAUGAUGAUCCAACCAUUCAUCAUGUAUAUGGUGCCCACAGAGGCAAGAAAAGAGCUGUUAGUAGUGCAACAAACAGUAUUGCAAGGCUUCAGUCUCUGCAAUUCAUACGUAGAUUACACGAGGACCCAGCUAAGUUAGUACAGUUCUCCUACCUAUCAGGUGCACCUUUUGGUGAUGUUGUUCUUCAGACCCUAGCAGUGAGGUUCUGGGGUGGGUCACUGAUUACAAACUCGAAAGUGGCAAAUGAAAGAUCACUUCAAAGGCAUAAACAUUCAGAAGGCUCAUCUAGUGGUCGCUCACAGGUUUUCGACAUAGACGGUAGUGUGUACUUAGGCAAGUGGAUGACGUCUCCAAGCUGGGCAUCAAGCCAUUCAGUCAGUUUUUGGAGAGGCUCUUCAGUCAAGCAUGGUGUAAUAUUAAGUAAAUCCUUAGUUGUAGCUGAUAAAAAUCUUGUAGAGAAGGCGAUGGUUAUCUGUAAAGAGAAGAGCAAAGUAGUUGACAAGACACAUGCUACGAUUGUUGCUGCUACGGUUGAAGGUAUUCCAAGCAAUAUUGACCUCUUCAAGGAACUUGUACUUCCCUUCGCAAUAAUGGCUCAAAAAUUCAAGAAACUUCAACGCUGGGAGAAUCCCCGUUCAACCAUUUGUUUUCUACUGUUAGUUUAUACCGUUAUUUUCAGGAACAUGCUCUUUUAUAUAUUUCCGUUUACCUUGAUGGCUAUGGCCCUUUCCAUGCUUGCCCUGAAAGGGCUGAGAGAACAAGGCCGGCUGGGUAGAUCUUUCGGCAAAGUGACAAUAAGGGAUCAACCACCUUCCAACACAAUCCAGAAGAUCGUAGCUCUCAAAGAGGCAAUGGCCUCGGUCGAAAAUUCUCUGCAGCACCUCAAUGUCUCUCUUCUGAAGAUGCGCACAAUCUUUUUAGCAGGCCAACCUGAGGUUACAACUCAGGUUGCUCUCAUUCUUCUAGCAUCCUCUGCCGUUCUUCUCGUGGUUCCUUUCAGAUACAUUCUUGCCGUCUCUACCCUUGAUCUCUUCACAAGGGAGCUAGAGUUCCGGAGAGAAAUGGUGGCGGCGUUCAUAAGCUUUGUGAAGGAACGGUGGGAGUCGAUACACGCUGCCCCUGUGAUCGUGCUGCCAUACGAGGGCGACGAUAACAGCAACAAGGCGCUCCCUGCAAAAGCUUCCAGGCAGACUGAAUCGAAAGACGUGCAAGACCAACGGAGUGACAUCUAUGUGAAUGGAAUCCGCCCUUCAUGA
Molecule: messenger RNA, 2466 nt
Organism: Triticum turgidum subsp. durum (durum wheat)
Lineage: Eukaryota; Viridiplantae; Streptophyta; Magnoliopsida; Poales; Poaceae
Source: the annotation of a GenBank genome assembly